AUGUCCACUACUUAUUUAAUCGUCGGUGCCUCUAGGGGAAUCGGUCUCGCCUAUGUUAAACAAUUGGUUUCAAACGAGUCAAAUUUAAUUAUUGCAACUGCGAGAAGCGAAGAAGCGGCUGCAAAAUUACAAGCACUCGGUCCAAAUGUCAAGACUUUCUUGGUGGAUAUGCAAGACCCUUAUUCCAAGUUUGAAACUUCUUUCAAGCAGCUCGAGGCAUUGGCUCCAUCUGGUGUAGAUGUUUUUAUUCAUAAUUCCGGCAUUUCGGGGCCUAACUUUCUCCUUACUCCUCAGGAAUAUGAUGUCGAUGCUUAUGACGAAGUCCUUUCGGUUAACAUUGGAGGUGCGGCGAAAAGUUAUAAAGCAGCUUAUCCUUACAUUUUCAAAGGAAAGGGAACCAAGAAGGUUGUAUUCACUUCCAGUUUACUUGGUCAGGUGGGUUAUCCAAUGGCAGCUCAAGCUUAUGCGGUUUCCAAAGCAGGCCUUAACCAUUUGGGAUACCAAAUUGCUUCUAACAACGCAAACUCUGGAGACGAGUUGGCCAAGAACUCAGCUACAAUUUUGUUGCAUCCCGGUAUUGUUAUCACCGAUAUGACUGCAGCCCUGAUUGAUUUCAAAGCAAAAGUCCCUGCAAACUUCUUUAUCACUCAAGAGGAGUCUGUUAAUGGUACUUUGGCUCUUGUCGAGAAGCUCACUGCUGCUGAUAACGGAAAAUUCUUCAACUACGAUGGAGAAGAGUUGAAAUACUCUGCAGUUUAG
Molecule: messenger RNA, 759 nt
Organism: Yamadazyma tenuis ATCC 10573
Lineage: Eukaryota; Fungi; Ascomycota; Pichiomycetes; Serinales; Debaryomycetaceae
Product: NAD(P)-dependent dehydrogenase
Molecular function (GO): oxidoreductase activity, acting on the CH-OH group of donors, NAD or NADP as acceptor
Source: RefSeq, a predicted model, not a curated record